GAUCCGACCCGAUAAGGACUCUAAGAGUAAUAAGCGUCUCGCGACUCUCUCACUCGGUUCCUGACGUGUCGCUGCUCUCUCUGAGAAAAUGACGGCGAGACCUGAAGGAAGUCCCCCGGAGGUUACACUAGAAACCUCCAUGGGUCCGUUCACCGUCGAGAUGUAUUACAAACACUCCCCGAGAACGUGCCGUAACUUCGUGGAGCUAUCACGGAGAGGUUACUACGACAACGUUCUGUUCCACAGAAUUAUUAAGGAUUUCAUCGUGCAAGGUGGUGAUCCUACUGGAACUGGAAGAGGUGGCCAAUCCAUUUACGGUUCAAAGUUUGAGGACGAGAUAAAGCCAGAGUUGAAGCACACGGGAGCUGGGAUCUUGUCAAUGGCAAACGCUGGUCCUAACACAAACGGGAGCCAGUUCUUCAUCACUUUAGCUCCAGCACCUUCAUUGGAUGGAAAGCACACGAUAUUUGGCAGAGUCUGCCGUGGUAUGGAGGUGAUCAAGAGGCUCGGUAGUGUCCAAACCGAUAACACCGACAGGCCAAUCCAUGAAGUGAAGAUUCUGAGGACCAAAGUGAUUGAUUAGAAGCAACAUUAGUAAACGAUGUUGACAUGAAGAAUUGUAACCUAUUCUAUACUGAUCCUUGCUACUACUAUGGGGACUGGUUUUUGUCAGGUUUUGACUCUUCCUGACCAAAAAAAAUGUUUCACGGUUGAUUUUAAUCAGUUCACUAUCUAUGUUUCUGUAAUACGGAUCGUUUCUAUCAAAAACCAUCUAUCCUAAUUUCUCUAUACAUUA
Molecule: messenger RNA, 796 nt
Organism: Raphanus sativus (radish)
Lineage: Eukaryota; Viridiplantae; Streptophyta; Magnoliopsida; Brassicales; Brassicaceae
Product: peptidyl-prolyl cis-trans isomerase CYP18-2
Exons: 5
Coding region: 89-583 (164 amino acids)
Biological process (GO): protein folding; protein peptidyl-prolyl isomerization
Cellular component (GO): catalytic step 2 spliceosome
Molecular function (GO): peptidyl-prolyl cis-trans isomerase activity
Source: RefSeq, a predicted model, not a curated record